UCAUACAGAAUUGUCAAAUAUAAAAAGGAACGUUAUUUUUGUCGAAUUUCUAUCAUAAUCAUAAUAUUAGGAGAGGAGGAAGACUUUACUUUGUAUCAUUACUAAUACCAUUUUAGCAGAAAUGGCAGCACCCGUCACAGUACAACCACAAUCUACGAUGGGAAAUUUACUUCUCUCAAAUGUCCAUGGUCAUCGAGAUUGGUCAACUGGUUUAUUUGACUGUUUCACGGACUGCAGCACAUGCAUAUAUGGGUACUGUUGUUUGACAUGUCUGACGUGCAGUGUAGCAACCAGAACUGGCGAAUGUUGCUGUAUGCCGUUUUUUGUUCCAGGUGGUACUAUAACCAUGAGAACUCGAAUCAGAACACUUGGUGGUAUCCAGGGUUCAGCCUGUAAGGACUGCCUGGUGCUCAAUUUCUGUGGUGCAUGUGCUAUCUGUCAGAUGUCAAGAGAAAUAGACAACAUGGGAAUCCCCUAAUUAUCUAUGAUUUUGAAUAGUGUCGUGCUUAUUGUCUGCAUUAUAUUUAUCUGUGAUAUUAUAGCAGGGUAUCAAAACUUGUGAUUGAGACUCAGCUCUUUCUUAAUAAAGUUCACGAAUUCCAAA
Molecule: messenger RNA, 604 nt
Organism: Mytilus trossulus (common blue mussel)
Lineage: Eukaryota; Metazoa; Mollusca; Bivalvia; Mytilida; Mytilidae
Product: cornifelin-like
Exons: 4
Coding region: 122-478 (118 amino acids)
Source: RefSeq, a predicted model, not a curated record